UACAAAUAUAUGCAACAUAAUAUAAGAGGCUUUGUAUCCCUUCUUUCUUUUCCUCAAAAUUAAUAUUUCAAAGAUUAAUUUUUUUUCUCCAUGGAAACAUCUCAUCCACUUUCAAUUGAAAGUUUUUCUUAUAGUUGGUUAGUGAACAUUAAGCCAUCAUCAUCACUUGAUAAUUCUCAUAGAACUUCUUUUGAUACUUAUGAUGCAACUAAUUCCUUCAUUGAAAUGGAUCCAACAAUGCCACCAUCUAAAAGAUUCUUUACAAACUCACAAGAUUUCAAAUUUGACUUUCCAACUUCAUCACAAUCCCCUCCUCUCACUCUUGUUCAUGCUGACCAAAUAUUUUCCAAUGGUUACUUAAUGCCAUUUUUUGUUGAAUCAUCAUUUAACAUGGAACCAUAUGAUUCAUCAUCAAAAUCAAAUUCAAAUUUACCUUCUUCUUCAUUAUCACAUGUACCAAAAAAUGUGGUUCCUAUUGGAAAUUCUAAGUGCCCUUCAUUGAAAAGGUGUAGAACAUUGUCAAGGAGAAUAUUUUUGAAGUAUUUGAAUUUUUUAAAGCCUUUGUGUAGAAGAUUGAGGAGUCAAAAUUCAGGAUCAAAACAUGAAAAUGUUGUGAAAAGAACUCAAUCGGUGAAGAAUAGUAGAGGACAUUAUUGUCAAUCAUCUCCGAGAAUAAGUGUUGCUUAUUCCGCAGAUGAUUCACGCGUAUCUUGUGAUUCUGAUAUAUCGAUUUAUGAAGCUGUUCUUCAUUGCAAAAGAUCUAUUGAAAGAAUGAGUUGAGCAUGCAUAAACAUCGCAACCACAAUUUAGAAUUUGAUAUCAAAGAAUUUUGAUGUCUCUGCUCCCACAACAUGAGUAUGAUUAAGGUUGUAUCUAACUCAUUUAGUCACAACAAUCACAACAGGCGGCAAAUGUCUAAAAUCAGGAUGCAAUUUUCGUAAUUUUUUUUAAAUUGGGACUAUAAAUGCAAUUUAAAACUUUAUAUUGCACAUAUAAGAGAUAAAAGAGAUUUAUACAAGGCCACUAUGAUAUGUAAGAACAAUAGAGUAUCUACAAGUAAUAAGUAUAUGGAUUCAAGCUUUGCCAUCAAAUUUGGGAAAAGAAAAACUAUUGUACAAUUUUGUUUUGUUUAUGUUGUUCAUAUGGAAAGAAACAUUUUUACAACAUAUGAGAAUGAGCAUCUCAUUAUUAGUGAAGUUAUUCAAUUGAUUUUGGGAUUGUAAAUGUAUGCUAUAAUAGAUAUAAUUGAUGAAUCAUUAUGUAUA
Cicer arietinum (chickpea) is the source of this 1265-nucleotide messenger RNA. RefSeq names its product probable membrane-associated kinase regulator 6. The record is from RefSeq and is a predicted model, not a curated record. Lineage: Eukaryota; Viridiplantae; Streptophyta; Magnoliopsida; Fabales; Fabaceae.